ACGACACACAAUGACGUGAUUAACGUGUACCGGAAGUAAUGCUGACAGACAGGCGGCUGCUGGCGUCAGUUGCUGCUAUAUAUUUAUAAAACACUGUCUAAAGUCAAUUUUUUAUAUUUUGCUCUGUAUUUUACUCUCACCUGGCACAAAUGGUCUAGUUUAACGCAGGUUAAACAACGUCGUCACGGGAAACACAUACAACAAGUGAAGACGGAUUGCAGUGUAUUAUCAAAAUAAUCAAUAAUUCAUGACAAAAUCCGAGUGGACGCGAUAUGUGAAUUCUUUACUCCUCCAGACUGUUUCCAUUAAAAGGGUUGAUGUCGAGGCCAAGCGUCACCCUGGAGGACGUGGAGACGAAGAGAUGCACUGCUGGUGCAAAUUCAGAGGAAGCACAGAGUUCAUCUAACAUCAAUAGCAAUGACCCUCCACACCCCACACCUGAUCGAUUAAGUUUGGAUUCAUCCAUUAUUGCUACGGGGAUAAGCCCCUCCCCGUCUAGUGAUGGAACAAGUCUUCUUUCGUUGCCAUGGGAGAUAGUUACCCAGAUAGCCUCACAUCUUCCUGCCGAGUGUAUCAUAAAUGUGCUGCCACAGGUCUGUCAGGAGUUGGGAAGGGUCAGUGAGGACCGCCUGGUGUGGCAACUUCGAGCUCAAAAACUCUCAGGCCCUCGGACGUCAUUUCCUGUAGGACCAAAGGAUGACUUUGAUUGGUCCAAAGCCUGCUUGGAAAUGGAACAGCUGAUUGGUUUCUGGACGGGGCAAGAGGAAAACCGGGAAGAUUUGGCAGGGGCAGGUGAUGCGAUGGAUGGCGAAGAACAGGUAGCUGGGGACGAUUCGUCUGAAAUGCAGGAGGAUGUUGAUUUGAAUGUUGAUGCAGGGGUUGUGGAUGAAAAUGUGGAGGAUGUUGAUUUGAAUGUUGAUGCAGAGGUCGCGGAUGAAAAUGUGCACAUCGGAGCUCAGAAUGGCCCUCACAGGCCACAGGGGAUAGAUGUCGAAAGUACUACGUCCGACAGUCCUUCUUCACCCUUGGAGCACAUCAUACUCCCUUCUGGCCACUUUGCAGAUGUGAAUUGUGUCCUGCUGUUGGGUGGAGAGGGGGCGCUGUGUGCUUCUGGCUCCAGGGACAGAAACGUAAACCUCUGGGACCUUCGACAAGGCCCAGAGGGCACGUUAUUGCAUAUGCUAGGGGACAGGGGUUUUAUUAGCACCCAUCGUGGAUGGGUGUGGUGCUUGGCAUCAAGUGGGCCUCUGCUGGCAUCAGGAUCGUUCGACAGCACUGUCAGACUAUGGGAUCUUGCGGCGGGAGGGGCUGAGCGGGGUCUAUACAAGUGCAAAGCUGCCGUAUUAUGUAUGUCCUGUGACGGAGAGACUGUGCUGGCUGGAUUACAUGAUCAGAAAAUAAACGUCUAUGACACCCGAGCUGCAGAUCCAUUGGUCACGAGUCUUCAUCACCACAGUGAUGCUGUGCUGUCCCUGGCAUCUAAUGACCAGUUUAUAUUAUCUGGCAGUAAAGACCAAACCAUUGCUGUGUAUGACCGCAGGGCAGGAAAACUUCUGCAGAGGCGUCAGCUGCGCUCCUACCUGCUGUCGAUGUCCUACAGCGGUCGAGAGGUUUGGGCUGGAGACAAUCGUGGACUCGUCCACACCUUCUCUUUGCAAAAUGGCUCCCUGACACCCAUAUCCAAAUUUAACCUCCACAAUGCGAUGGUCACGGGCAUCCACUCCUCACAUGGGACCCUCUACACAUGCUCUUCUGACCGGACUGUCAAGGUCCACCUACCAUGUGCCCCACCCAAAACACUGUGGACACUUCACCAUCAGGCAGGGGUAAACGGGUUAAGUGUUGAAGCAGAUACACUGGCCAUCGCUUCUGCUGACAUGAAUGUUGAGAUCUGGAGGCCCAGGUCCUGAGUAAAAAUAUAUGAUGCCACAUUUCCGAGGAACAACAUUGGAUGUUGAUGUCAUACACGUGAUGUCACUCGCUACAAUAUAAUGUUGUCUAUUUUCUAUGCAUUAUACUCUUUAAUUUUUUUAUUUGAAAAUCUGACAUUCCCCAGUUUGAUUUUGCACUUUUCUCAUUUAUUUUCAAGUUAGUUUGUUGGGUUUAGUUUUACUUUGUGUGAUCACGAAAUCAUUACUUGAAGAAUUCAACUUAAUGAAGACUGAUGAAUUUUGUAGCUAUUACCAAUAUACAUAGACUGAAGACACAACUACAUGAAUCUAUAGCAUAUCCACAGUUUAUUUCACCGAAAUAGUUUUUAAUUCUCAAUAUUUAUCGCUCUAGAUGCAAACAAAACAAGAAAUUGUACUGUUUUCUGUCAAAGUUCAUUUUACAAUGUUUACAUGUAAGUCAACAUAUAUAAAAUGCACUACUAGGUGAUGCACUGAAAGUGAACCAUUUAAGAGCUUAUUACUUGAAAUACUAAAUAAUAUUAGUUUAUUUAUAUUUUGGCAGAGAGUGCUGACUCCUGUCAAAUUGUUAAUUUAAUGCAAUUGUGUUUGGUUGAUAAAGCUUUACAAAUGUACAAGUUCGUCAUUCCGUUGUAUUUGUUAUUCAACAGAUAAUACAUUGAAGUGCAUUCUGAUUGGCUCAGCUGAAUAAAGUUUUGAUGAUUGACAGCCGUUGUCACAUCAGAGUAACA
Misgurnus anguillicaudatus (oriental weatherfish) is the source of this 2641-nucleotide messenger RNA. RefSeq names its product F-box/WD repeat-containing protein 9. Gene Ontology annotation, molecular function: protein binding. Lineage: Eukaryota; Metazoa; Chordata; Actinopteri; Cypriniformes; Cobitidae. The record is from RefSeq and is a predicted model, not a curated record.